AUAAUGUGAUCAUCAUAUUACAAACAUCAAAGUUAGUGGGUUGACAGGUGAGUGAGGCUUUCUCCAUGCAUGUUCGAGGAAACUCUUAUCCUCAUCAAAAUCUCAUCCUGAUCUUGUUUUGCUUCAUCACUUUCAUUCUAUAUACUCCACUAGAUUGGGAAUCUGUCGAGCUCUAUAUAAAGAGCUGCCGCCAUAGCCAAAGGGAGGCAUGACAAUGGUGGUCGGAUUCCAAACACUGGCUGCUGCUGUUUUAGCAUUUUUGGCGUUGAUUUACACUUGGAAAUUACUGAAUUGGGCAUACAUCAAGCCUAAAAAGUUGGAGAGAGCCCUCAGGAAGCAGGGGCUUGUUAGAAGUGUCAAGAUCCUAGAGCUCAAAGAUGAUGAAGUUGUGGAUAGCGUUAAAGAUCAAGAGAGCAAAGCUGACGUGCAUGGAGGACGUGGCAGUCAUGACAUGGACUCAUGCACAUUUGGAAAAGAGAGUGCACGAGCUGAAGCUUAUUGUGUGAGCACCAGAUCAUUGCCAUCACAGACAGCUGGAUCUUGUGCAUCAUGGAAUAAUUCUUGUACGUUCAAGGAAGCAUUAAUGAAAGGAUUAGUGAGUACGAGAGUUUGUUAGUUUUAGUGUUUGUUUGUGUAACUGAUUGGAGUUCUAGAUUAUUCCAUUAAGUAGUAUAAAGACUGAGUCUGUAAUCUCAAUAUAAAACAAAUGAAACAGUAACACUUCUGAGA
Salvia splendens (bonfire salvia) is the source of this 729-nucleotide messenger RNA. RefSeq lists its product as uncharacterized. The coding region runs from base 209 to 616 and encodes 135 amino acids. The record is from RefSeq and is a predicted model, not a curated record. NCBI's taxonomy places the organism in Eukaryota, Viridiplantae, Streptophyta, Magnoliopsida, Lamiales, Lamiaceae. The transcript has a single exon.